AAUGACGGCAUGCAGUUCGCAGCCAAUACAAAGAAAAUUGAGUAAUUACAUAAGAUCGAUUGAAAUUUUUGCGCCAUCAUUAUCGUCAUUAUCAUUGGACAGCCGCCAAAGUCGCGCGAGUUCGGCGUCUUCAACGAUAAAUACUGAAUACAAGAUACAUAAUAAUUAGUGGGUAAAAGUGAAUAACUUGAAGUCGAACGCGCGUCGAAUGGCUCGAUGACCGCAGUCACCCUCUAUUGAAAACAACGAACCGCCAGCCCAAGACCAGCCGAGGGUAUUCCAAGGAUAAUCUAGUGAUCUCAGAUCUUCAGUAGCGAGCUGAGAGUCCUGAAGUUGGCUGCAGUGUGACUUAACCUGUCAGAAAACGGAGAAAAGCACGGAGCAUACUCAGUAUCAUAACCGACUUGUUAACCCACACGUACUGCGUAUUCGUUCCGACAGAUAUUCAAUCCUCUUUCGUGUAUACAUAUAUAGUGGUUCAAAUUCUCGUCCGUGCUUUCCGACCAGACGCACCAAAUCCACGAUAUUUCGCUCUUCGACGCGAGGCUCACAUAUUGUUAUGCGGUGGUGACUUAGCGCCAGAGUUAUUCAAGUAGCAGGUAAUUAGAGCGAGGCUGGUCAGACAUUAAUUUGGGAAUAAAAUGUCUGGACACAGAAGUACUGGUGGCAACGGAAGCCAUCAGAGCGGCCCUCAGGGUCUCAAGCAAAUAGAUCUCGACCAGAUUUGGGGCGACCUAAGAGAAGGCAUCGAGCAGGUUUACAACCGGCAAUGCAUGCCCAAGCCGAGAUACAUGGAGCUUUAUACACACGUGUAUAACUAUUGCACAAGCGUACAUCAGCAGUUGACCAACAGAACGUCGAUGAAAAGCAAGAAGGGUCAAAUAUCGGGCGGCGCUCAGCUAGUUGGGCUGGAAUUGUAUAAACGUUUGCGAGACUUUCUACGGAAUUAUCUCACCAGUUUACUGAAGCACGGAGUCGACCUAAUGGACGAGGACGUAUUGAAGUUCUACACGCGGCAAUGGGAUGAGUAUCAAUUCAGCAGCAAAGUUCUGAACGGGGUCUGCGCAUAUUUAAACCGUCACUGGGUGAGGAGAGAGUGCGAGGAAGGCCGAAAAGGAAUUUGUGAGAUCUAUCAGCUGGCGUUGGUCAUAUGGAGGGAUAAUUUAUUCAAACAUUUGAACAAGCAGGUGACCAACGCAGUGCUCAAACUUAUAGAACGAGAGAGAAACGGUGAGACAAUAAACACAAGCCUUGUCAGCGGAGUGAUUAAUUGCUACGUUGAGCUGGGUCUUAAUGAGGAGGAUCCGGGUGCCAAAGGGCCAAAUUUGACCGUCUACAAGGACUCGUUUGAGAAUGUUUUUCUCGAGGACACAGAACGCUUUUAUACACGCGAAAGCACCGAAUUCUUACGACAUAAUCCUGUCACGGAAUACAUGAAAAAGGCUGAGCAAAGACUCCUGGAGGAACAGAAACGAGUUAGGGUGUAUUUGCACCAGACGACUCAUGAACGUCUGGCAAAAACCUGUGAAAGGGUUCUUAUCGAGAAACAUUUGGACAUAUUUCAUGCGGAAUUCCAAAAUCUUUUGGACUCCGAUAAAAAUGUCGAUUUGGGUCGGAUGUACAUGCUCGUUGCAAGGAUACCGAACGGUCUUGGCGAGCUUCGCAAUCUUCUCGAGAGUCACAUAGCCAGUCAGGGAUUAGCUGCUAUCGACAAGUGCGGGGACUCGGCGGCUAACAACUUUUUACUUACAAACUUGUCAGUGCAGGAUCCUAAAAUAUAUGUGAGCACUAUCUUGGAAGUUCACAAGAAGUAUAAUGGGCUGGUAUUGGUUGCCUUUAAUAAUGACAGUGGAUUUGUCGCUGCCUUGGACAAAGCUUGCGGUCGGUUCAUUAACAGCAACUCUAUUACACGGGCUGCUAAUAGCAGUAGCAAAUCGCCAGAACUCUUGGCCAAGUACUGUGACCUUUUACUCAAGAAGAGCAGUAAGAAUCCGGAAGAGGCAGAGCUCGAAGAUACACUUAAUCAAGUUAUGGUAGUUUUCAAAUAUAUCGAAGACAAGGAUGUAUUCCAGAAAUUCUACAGUAAAAUGCUUGCCAAACGGCUUGUGCAGCACAUGUCUGCCAGCGACGAUGCUGAAGCGUCAAUGAUUUCAAAGCUAAAACAAGCUUGUGGAUUCGAAUACACUUCUAAACUACAGCGCAUGUUCCAGGAUAUUGGAGUGUCGAAAGACUUGAACGAACAAUUUAGAAGGCAUUUGGUAAAUUCUACCGAACUUCUGGAUAUCGAUUUUAGUAUACAGGUGUUGUCGUCCGGUUCCUGGCCGUUCCAGCAAUCUUUCACAUUUUCUCUACCCACAGAGCUAGAAAGAUCUGUGCACAGGUUUACCACUUUCUACAGUUCUCAGCACAGUGGGAGGAAAUUGAAUUGGUUGUACAACAUGUCGAAAGGGGAAUUGCUCACAAAUUGUUUUAAGAACAGGUAUACUCUGCAAGCUUCGACCUUCCAAAUGGCAGUUCUAUUGCAGUAUAAUGCUGCGACAUUUUGGACCGUGCAACAACUUCACGACGCAACACAAAUCAAAAUGGAUUUUCUUUUACAGGUUAUACAGAUCUUGUUGAAAGCGAAGCUUCUAACUGUCGCUACCAAUGACGAUGAACUUGAUUUAACUCCAUUGUCAACUGUCGAACUAUUCACAGGAUAUAAAAACAAAAAAUUAAGGGUAAAUAUUAACAUACCAAUGAAGACGGAACUCAAGGUUGAACAGGAAACGACCCACAAGCACAUAGAAGAAGAUCGUAAACUGUUGAUUCAAGCCGCGAUUGUGAGAAUUAUGAAAAUGCGCAAGGUCCUAAAGCACCAGCAACUCGUCGCCGAAGUUCUAAACCAACUCAGUACGAGAUUCAAACCGAGGGUGCACGUUAUUAAGAAAUGUAUAGACAUUUUAAUAGAAAAGGAAUAUCUAGAACGUACGGAAGGACAAAAGGAUACGUACAGUUACCUGGCAUGAUCUGCCUAAGUGAGACAACAAAGUAGCAGCUGUUUAAAAAAGGAGAAACAACUUCUGCCGUAUGCGUCUGUCAUCGUCGCUGCUGCUAUUGCAUCUACGUUACAAUAUUUAUUAUUUACGUCGCACACAAAGUUCUUGUAUACAAUAUAAGCUCCCUCCCCCCCCCCUCCCUUCCGGCCCUGUACGGAAUAAUUGUCCGACCGAUCGCAUUUAGAAAAAAUGAAAAAGAAGAAGAUGGAGAAGAGAAAAAAGAAACAUGGAUUUUAUAUAAUAUUAUUAAUAAAUUUCUUUUCGUAGUUUAAAUUUAUUCGGUUAUAAACAUAAUUUACAACUAAUGACAGCCGGAGAACAAACCUUGUGGCCUAAAAUUAAAUUAACAAUCUAAAUACCAAUUAUCGAUUUAUAAUGUUUACGAAAGAAGGAGCAAAUACAAUUUUGCUACUGUGUCAAAUUUUAUAAUUGUUUGCUUUUAUUGCAAUCUUCGAGACACGCGUAAUUCUUUUUUUUUUUCUAUUUUAUUGUUAGAUGCGGACACCCGCUUAAAUUAACUAGCCAAACAGACUCGAAACGCAACUUCUAUCUAUAGCUAAUCUGGAUGAAUACUUGCAUCAUAUCGGGUACCUGUUUUUUUUUUCAUUCGUUUUGUUAUCAAACAAUCCUUGGUAAUUUACGCAGCAACGUUUUUUAUCACUGUGGUUGUAAAUUUAUUAUAAGCUCGCCGUGCGUUACUGUUUUUCUUCAUUUCAUUUUAUUUCUUCAAAAGAUAAACAUGUGAACUUCUUUGGUUUGAGAUAACUUCACGAAUCAUAUUCAAGACGUAGGAUUAGAGAUCUUUUUUUGGCUUAAUUGUAAUUAUUAUUUUUUUUCUCAUUUUUAUUCUACUUUGUUCUUGAUUGAUCGAUAAUUACCUAUUGUUAAUAAAAUAUUUUAUUGUAGUGUAUUCGAAUUUUAAUAGCCACAAAUCCUCCUGUUGUUGUUAUUGUGAUUUUUUUUCGUAAUCUUCGAGGCUUGCGCAAAGAAAUUUAUCUUCAUUGAGCGAUGGUUUUUGUUUCUUUCCAUUAUCAUCAUCGCAUAAUGUUUAAGGACAGUGAUAAGAUUUCUGUUAGGAAGUUGUUGAAAUGUAAUUGAAUUUUGCGUGUCCUGGGAAAAUGGAAAGUAUUGCGAAAUCCAAAUGGAAAUCAUGCGAUGUUCGAUUGAGAGACGUUUUAUCAGAUUCUAAAUAAGACAGAGAUGAAACAGAAAGAGAGAAAUAAGAAAAAAUUGAAAAGAAAGGAAUGUUCUUAGUAAAUAAAUAAUUAAGUAAGCACUGAUGUUUUAUCGUAAUUUGCGACCAUAAUUAGACGAUACGCGGUAGUUAGAUUCAAUUUUAAGGAUAUGUAAGUAGAUAACAUAGCAGGUACUACUUGGGAUGAUGAAAUAAUACCUAAUUUCACUUAGUUAAAUUGGUAAUGAUAUUCUCAAUUGUUUAACCAUUCUUGAACGUAAAAUGACUAUGGAAAUUGAAGAAUG
Diprion similis is the source of this 4517-nucleotide messenger RNA. It is a transcript of the gene Cul1, whose product is annotated as cullin-1. Gene Ontology annotation, cellular component: SCF ubiquitin ligase complex. The record is from RefSeq and is a predicted model, not a curated record. Gene Ontology annotation, molecular function: ubiquitin protein ligase binding. Gene Ontology annotation, biological process: SCF-dependent proteasomal ubiquitin-dependent protein catabolic process; protein ubiquitination. Lineage: Eukaryota; Metazoa; Arthropoda; Insecta; Hymenoptera; Diprionidae. Bases 642 to 3008 code for a protein of 788 amino acids. The transcript is spliced from 14 exons.